UACGUGCUUGUUAUGCCAUACAUACGGUUGCAUGCAUAGCCUCGUCCUCCAUAAGUCAAACACAAGUAUUGAUUUCAACAAUGGCUAUUUAUAGACCUCCUUUAAGCAAGGUUUUCUCGCGCGGUUUAGUUUCUUGGUCGCCUCUCAGUCUCAUCCCCAACAACCUCUCCCUUCACAGUGCUUUAGCCCCUCCGUUGCGUUCAUUCACUCUCGUUGCCUCUCUUUCUACUACUUCCCACGAUGCAUCUUCACACAAGACUGAUUUUCGCUGGAAACCGUUAUGCUUGUACCACACGCAGGGCAAGUGCACCAAGAUGGAUGAUCCCAUUCACUUGGAGAAGUUCAAUCACAAUUGUUCACGGGAGCUUCAAUUGAAUAUUGCUGAUUUGCGCAAAAUAUGCUCUCAGAAUUUUGACUUUUUCCUGGUGCUUGAUUUAGAGGGUAGAGUCGAGAUUCUUGAGUUUCCAGUUCUAAUGAUUAGCGCAAAAACAUUGGAAGUUGAAGACAUUUUCCACAGGUUUGUAAGGCCCUCAAAAAUGAGCGAGAAAAGAAUAAAUGAGUACAUUGAGGGAAAGUAUGGCAAAUUUGGAGUCGAUAGGUUUUCAAGUAUUUCUACUGGCAACAAUUUUAUUUUCAGGGUUUGGCAUGACACAGCCAUACCAUUUAAGGAAGUUAUUCAACAAUUUGAGGCUUGGCUGGAACAGCAUCAAUUGUUUAUGGGUGGAAAACUCAAUCGAGCAGCAUUUGUAACUUGUGGAAAUUGGGAUUUGAAAACAAAGGUCCCUCAGCAAUGUGAAGUGUCAAAGAUAAAGCCUCCUCCUUACUUUAGGGAGUGGAUUAAUAUCAAAGAUGUCUAUCUGAACUUUUAUCAUAGAAGGGCCACAGGAAUGGUUACAAUGAUGAGGGAGCUACAAAUACCGUUGAGGGGAAGUCAUCAUCUUGGCAUUGAUGACACGAAGAACAUAACAAGAGUUCUGCAGCGCUUGCUUGUAGAUGGUGCACUCAUGCAGAUUACAGCAAGGAGGAACCCUAAUUCUCCUGGAGAUGUCAACUUUUUGUUCGAGAACCGAAUCAGAUAGUGUCGGCUUCACCUUUGGAAUUUGUUAGGUUUCUUUUUAAAACUACACAUAAGAACCCAACAGAUUUAAUGGUUUAUUUCAUUUAAAAUCUUGUUUUGAUCUCAGAGAAUAACUAAUUAUUGCAUUUAUAGGUUUGUACGGUAGAAUUACAUGGAUGAUUGUGAACAUCUGCAUGGCCGUUUAAGUUUCCAAAAGGACGUCAUCAAUUUGCCAAAACACAAUCUUUAUUCUCUAAUUUAUAUUCACGUUUUCAUUUUGUUUGUUCA
Prosopis cineraria is the source of this 1345-nucleotide messenger RNA. RefSeq lists its product as uncharacterized. Bases 81 to 1079 code for a protein of 332 amino acids. The record is from RefSeq and is a predicted model, not a curated record. Gene Ontology annotation, molecular function: nucleic acid binding; 3'-5'-RNA exonuclease activity. Gene Ontology annotation, biological process: exonucleolytic trimming to generate mature 3'-end of 5.8S rRNA from tricistronic rRNA transcript (SSU-rRNA, 5.8S rRNA, LSU-rRNA). Lineage: Eukaryota; Viridiplantae; Streptophyta; Magnoliopsida; Fabales; Fabaceae. The transcript has 6 exons.